Molecule: messenger RNA, 1853 nt
Organism: Somion occarium
Lineage: Eukaryota; Fungi; Basidiomycota; Agaricomycetes; Polyporales; Cerrenaceae
Source: the annotation of a GenBank genome assembly
GUUCAAGUGACGAAUGUAAAAGAGACGCUCAGCCAAGCUCUCCUUGGGUUCUGCCACUUGCUUGUCAUCUGCGCAGACCAACCAACUGCCCUAUCCGUUCACCGACUAGACACGACGCUUGGUGCCCUUCAAAGCACCCUCUCAAGUUAUAACUUAUAUUGGUUUGUCUACGCUGCUUGCGUAGCUCACUGUUGAUACCCCACAUACUUCAUCACAUCGCUCAAUGCUCGGAGAGGACGACGAUGUGUUCGACAGCGUUACUUGGGAGUCACCUUCUGCACCAACAUAUGAUGCCGGUCCCUCUGCACCUACAGGACCAGGCUUCAGACAAAGCACUGCAGAGAGCGAGCCUGGGCAUGGACCGCAUGACCCCAAGUGGGAGGGUUAUCUCAUAACAAGUGUGAAAGACCCCGUUAAGGAAUUGGCAGAUACGAAGGACGCAUAUGUCUCGUAUUUGGUUUCUGCCAAGACCAACCUUCCGAUCUUCUCUACCCCCAAUCCGUCAGCGCGUAGACGGUUCCAGGACUUUGUAUUCCUGCGUAACCACCUUUCGAAGGACUUUCCAGCAUGUGUAGUGCCACCUCUACCGGACAAACACAGAUUGGAAUAUGUUACAGGUGACAGGUUCAGCCCCGAGUUCAUGGAGCGACGCCGUGCUGAUCUCCAUCGGUUCCUACAACGACUAUCCCGCCAUCCAACCCUACAACGGAGUACUCUACUCCGCGCCUUUUUUGAGUCCACAGAAUGGCAUGUCACGAUGCACCAACAUGUCGCCCACCCUCCAGGACCCGAACACACCACCGGCGUCAUUGACAGCAUCUCCGACACCCUCCUAAAUGCAUUCUCACGCGUCCGUAAGCCCGAUGAACGGUUUCUCGCGAUGCGUGAGGGCGUAGACAAGUUCGAAGAAGGCAUCGUGUUGACUGAACGACUCUGGAGUCGAAUUCGUAAUCGUACAAACGAUCUUACUGGCGACUAUCAUGAUAUGGCCGUUGCUGUUCAAGGCCUUGGCUUUUUGGAGUCGGGGAUCACUGAUCCUCUGAAUCAUUUCUCGAACACGCUACUGGAAUUUUCAGCCCUCCUGCGACAUACGACACAAACGACUACAGACCCCUUCCUCAUACACUUACAUUCCCUUCUGCAAUAUUCUCACGCGAACCGCGCGGUCCUGAAACUCCGUGACCAGAAGCAGAUGGACUUUGAGGAGCUCUCAGACUACCUAUCAGGAGUCACAUCAGAACGCGAUCGGUUAGCUGCUGUCAUCAGCGGACAUGCUGGGAGCACUGGACUUGGCUUAAGUUCAUAUCUUAAGGACAGGGUUGAUGCUCUGAGGGGAGCAGAUGAUGAUAGGAGUCGUGUUGAGAAGAUGCGGAAGUUGGAUGCGAAGAUCAAGGAGCUUCAAGAUGCGGUUCAAACGGCUCAUGAAACGUCAGACGCAUUUUCCGAUGAGACUCUACGAGAGCAGACUGUUUUCCAGUAUGCGAAGGAAGCGGAGAUGAAGGAGAUGCUUGGGAAUCUCGCGGAUGGCCAGAUGGAGUUCUACAAGGCGGCGAUGGACGAGUGGGACAGGAUAAUACCUAUCAUUCAGCGUAUACGUGUGGACGUCUAAUAGUUUAAUACAUUCUGCUAGUGGUGUACUUGUAGUGCAAUGAAGUGACUUUGGAUUUUCGGGUGGUUAUCGCUUCAACUUCACAUGUCUUGACUACAGCAUGCCCGAAUACCUUUAAAUAUGAAUUGUAUAUAUAGAUGCAGGGGUGACUGUCAAGUCGCCUUCUGCUUUCCUUUGGAGUUUUUCUGUUUCUCUAAUUCCAAUUUCUGUUCAGACUCUUGCACUGCUAACGAAAGCUGUACAG